AUGGAGCUCAAAGAGGCUCUGCAGCAGUCGCGGCGCGAGCGGCAGAUAGCGCAGAAGUUGCUCCAGGACGCAGAAAAGAGGGAUCACUUGGCAGUUGCUGAAGCCGCCAGGGCAGAGGAAUUGGCCUUGAAAAUCAAGGAGACGCAGAGGCAGCUUGCAGAGACGAAUCGGCAGCUGGCAGAGGUUAAGCGCAAAACGAUCGAAGCGCAGCGGUGCGAGCCAGCAGAGGUCACGCGAAUGCGAGAAACCGUUGAGCAGAUGAAGCAAGAGAUCUGCACACUGGAAUCGGAGCGAAGCAGUUUGGCCAAUGAAGUGGAAGCGCUGGAGCUGACUCACCGAGAUCUCCGCCGGCUGCUGAAGAGCAAGUAG
Molecule: messenger RNA, 369 nt
Organism: Symbiodinium sp. CCMP2592
Lineage: Eukaryota; Dinophyceae; Suessiales; Symbiodiniaceae
Source: the annotation of a GenBank genome assembly